AUGGAGCAAGACCUGAAUCAGCUGGUUCAAGCGAUCAGCAUAGCGAGCGACCCAACACGAGGGACCCUGCAUCAACAAGCUCUAGAGUAUCUCUCUACUGUGCAACAAAAUGUAGCAAAUACUUGGCGUCUGGCUCUGGCUCUGUUCAUAGAGGCUGGUCCGAAUGGUGGGAGGAAACAUCCCAGUCAAGCCCGAUUUUUUGCUCUGCGGAUCCUGGACGAAUUUCUCGAGAAUCGAUACGAACCAUUAGACGAAGAGACAUUCCAGACAUUGCGCCAAUCACUUGUAACUUACAUUCAGUCGGAGUAUCUGUAUGGUCCUGCAGAGGCUGAGGCUUCAUUCUUGCGCAACAAGUUUGCGCAUACGCUCACCCUGUUCUUCCUGUGUACAUACGUCGACCAGUGGCCAACAUUCUUCCUCGAUCUGUUCGCUCUCAUACGUCCUGCCGAGUCGACAUCACAAUCGACCUUCAACAAACACGUAUCUCUGCUUUUCUUUCACAUCGUCCUGGAAAUUUCCGGAGAGGUCGCAGAUCAGCUAAUAAAGGCCGCGAGGCACCAUUUGCCAGCGCGCCACGCACGAGACGGACGCGUUCGUGACGCUGUACGGGAACGGGACGCAGGUCGCAUCAACGAAGCGGUUCUUACCAUCGUUGCCGAUGGCUCGGAACGCAUGGCGCGAUUACGGAAGGGCGACCUUCCCGCUUCUAAUGAGGAAUUAGAUGGGGCCAUAGAGGUCGUAGACUGGGGUGUCAGGACAUUCGCGUCUUACGCAGGUUGGAUCGACAUCAACCUGACUGUCACGCCUACAACUGUUCCGCUCCUUUUCACACUACUGUCCGAUCAUUCCCUUGCCAUCCGCCUCGCGACUUGCUCCGCGCUUACCAAAAUCGUCGCAAAGGGUCUCAAAGAGCCCGGGGACAAGCUGCAGCUCAUCAAGGUCUUGUCCCUGGGACAGGUCCUCGAUGCGCUUGAGGCGAAAACAAGGGUCGCCCAGGGCGCCCGCGGCUCUGAUGUCGAUGAGGGAGAGGAGUCCUACCGUGAGGCACUCGGCAAACUACUCAACAUUCUCGGGCUGGAACUGUGCAAACUCGUUGAGGAAUGUCCUGGGAGUGAGAUCCACUCAGAGGCCUCAGAAUUGCUGCAACAGAUUCUCCCUGUCAUGCUGCGGUUCAUGGCGGAUGAGUAUGACGAUACGUGCUCAACGGUCUUCCCCCUUCUUCAAACUAUUCUCACGAGCCACAAGCGGUCGCGAAAAACGUCGACAGAACCCCUUGAGGAAUCAAAACGAACGUUCCUCACCUCUCUACUCCGGGUCGUCCUGGAGAAGCUCAAGUGGGAAGAGGAUUCCGACCCAGAAGAUAUGGAGGAAGACGAUAAGGCUGCGUUCGAGAGCUUGCGAAAAGAACUGCGUACCUUCAUGGACUCUACGUUUGUCAUAGACCAGUCACUGGUCAUGGACGCGCUGAGAACACUGGUCAUUAACACCUUGACGGCCUACGGCAGUGGCGCCCCUGUAAAAUGGAAUGAUGCAGAGCUGGCCGUGUACCUAGUGUACAGCUUUGGUGAGAUCAACAAAAGUGGCACCAAAGGGCGCGCAGCGUUCUGCCAUGCGCCCGCUGUGAUUAGGGAGAAGCGAAAAGAGACAGACUAUUCAGAAUACCAACUGACGAGUCACGGCGAGAUGCUCUACGCCCUCGUGCAAUCGGGUGUUGCAAACUAUCCGAACAAAACUGUCGUUAUGCAGUUCUUCGAGACUGCCGCUCGUUAUGGCGACUUCUUCAAAGUCCGAAAAGAUUGUAUUAUGCCCACGCUGCAGGCUAUGAUGGAUGCUCGCGGUCUGCACAACCCCGAGUCCCACCUGCGUUCACGCGUCUUCUACUUGUUCCACCGCUUUAUCAAGGAGGACCGAAACGAGAUACCACCUGACCUUGCCGUGUCUCUGUUCGAGGGCAUGCGUGAUCUGCUGUCCAUCCAGGUCGAGCUCCCGGAACUCGAGAACCCGGAAACGCAGGAUAUGCUCAUCGAGGCGAUCAACAACCCGGGCAUCUUCGACUCCCAGCUUUACCUCUUUGAGACUGCAGGAACACUUGUAUCACUGCUAUACAAGACGCCGAACCAGGCAGCGACGCUAUUACUGUCCAUUGUGCGGCCGCUGCUCGAUGAGCUCUCUGCCAGCUUGCAGGCGGUCAAGGGUGUGGAGGACGUGGUGCCCAUACUAAAGGUUCAUCAUAUCAUUAUGGCACUGGGAAACGUUGCCAAAGGAUUUCCAGAUUAUCCUUCUCCGGUACCUGAGGGAUAUAUCUUACCGCCAUUACAUGUCUUCAGCGAGGUCGCGCAGGCGAUUCUGGUAUCAUUGGAAGCGAUGAACGUCUUCAAAGUCGUGAGAGAUGCGACUCGAUUCGCAUUCGCUCGGAUUCUUGCCACGACUGGCCCGAACGUCACGCAGCUCAUACCUCCGCUGAUGGCAAAUCUGCUCGCCCACUUCGAACCCUCCGAGUUGACCGACUUCAUGAACUUCAUCGGCUUGCUGAUCCACAAGCUCCAGGGGGACAUGUUCGAUGUACUCGAUCAAUUGAUCGGGCCACUUAGUAUCCACAUCAACGGCUUGUUGGCUCAGCCAGUCUCCGGGACUGAUGACCAGCAAACGCAUACCGACAUUAAGCGUGCUUACCUCGCCUUGCUGAAUAAUGUUGUGGCUUCGAAACUUCAUGGUAUUUUCACGUCAGAACGAAACAAGGGCCAGCUAGAGGGCCUCCUGGCUAGCAUGGUACAGCUCGCAGAAGACGGUUCUGACCCAACCAGCCAAAAGACCGUGUUCACAUUCUUAGGGCGCUGCGUCUCGGUCUGGGCGCAGCCAAUCACAGAUGCGGCGUCGCAAGCACAAGCCUUGCCUGGAUUCGAACGCUUCGUCUAUGAGCGCUUGAUUCCAGCUGCCUUCGCACUUUUCUCAUCGCCUCAGUUCAACAUCGCAGACGGCCAGACUGUCAUGGUUGUUCACGAAAUCUGCAACUUCUUUCAGACAGUCAUGAAGACCCGCGGUCAAGAAACCUUGGACUUCUUCAUCUCUGUCUUCUUACCUGCUCAGGGCUGGCCCCCCGAGGCCGCGCUUGAAUUUACGACGAAAAUGAGGGACCUCGACGCCAAAGGCUUCCGGAAAUACUUCGUUGAUUUCAUCCGCGCCUCUCGUGCGGGCUCAUAG
This is a messenger RNA of Postia placenta MAD-698-R-SB12, 3201 nucleotides long. RefSeq lists its product as hypothetical. Gene Ontology annotation, biological process: tRNA re-export from nucleus. Bases 1 to 3201 code for a protein of 1066 amino acids. The record is from RefSeq and is a predicted model, not a curated record. Gene Ontology annotation, cellular component: nuclear pore; nuclear matrix; cytoplasm. Lineage: Eukaryota; Fungi; Basidiomycota; Agaricomycetes; Polyporales; Adustoporiaceae. The transcript has 13 exons. Gene Ontology annotation, molecular function: tRNA binding; small GTPase binding.